Messenger RNA from Monosiga brevicollis MX1, 2064 nucleotides. RefSeq lists its product as uncharacterized. Gene Ontology annotation, molecular function: metalloendopeptidase activity. Gene Ontology annotation, biological process: peptide metabolic process; proteolysis. The coding region runs from base 1 to 2064 and encodes 687 amino acids. The record is from RefSeq and is a predicted model, not a curated record. Lineage: Eukaryota; Choanoflagellata; Craspedida; Salpingoecidae. The transcript has 21 exons.
AUGCAGCAUGUUGUGCCUACUGUGGGCUCACUUGUUGAGUCAUGUGCCAAGCGCAUCACAGUCCUUGAAGACAAGUUGCGCGCCGACCCUGAAAUGCUCGACCUGAACGAGAUGGAGACGCUUUGCCUGGAUUUGGGUCGUGCCUGGGGCGCCGUCCACCACCUUAACAUGGUUCAAUCUUCAAGCGAGCUGCGUGAUGCAAUUGAGCAAGUCCAGCCUCAGGUUGUCGAGCUCAUGGCUAAUCUCAGCCAGUCCGAGCCCAUCAGCAAAGCCUACCAAAGCAUGGCCGCUACACUGCCUGCUGCCCAGGGCGAGAAUGAGGUGACCCGAAUCGUUGACUCGGCUUUACGGGAUGCCAAGCUGUCGGGCAUUUUUGCGUCGCCCGAGGACCGCGAGCGCAUCAAAAAACUCCAGAUGGAGCUCUCCCGUCUGAGCCACACUUUCCGCAGCAACGUUGUUGCUAGUCGCGGAGCCUGGAGCCACACGGUUACAGAUCCCAAAGAUCUGGCUGGCGUGCCCGACCACCUUCUCAAGGGGCUGGCCGUCAAUCCCGAGCAAUGGCAAGAGGGGCCUUGGAAACUGGAUUUGACACAGUCCUGUAUGGAACUGGUCAAGUAUUGCCAAGCUCGCCCCACCCGUGAGCUGCUUUACCGAGCCUCCAUUGUUGUGGCCAGCACGGGCGAGUGGGACAACUCGCAAGGCUUGGUGGACAUUUUGCAGCGUCGUCAAGACCUGGCACAGCUUUUGGGAUAUGGCAACUAUGCGGACGUGUCCCUGGCCUCAAAGUCUGCUGAUUCAACGGCGACGGUGGAAUCUUUUCUCACCGCUUUGGGCCACAAGGCGCAAGGCGCCGCCCGCGUGGAGCUUGAGGAGCUUCGCGCGCUGGCUCAGGAGCUUGAUCAGCUUGACGAUCUCAAGCCCUGGGAUACGGGCUACUAUGCCGAGAAGCUGAGUGAGUCGCUGCCAAGAGUGAGCACAUUUUCCUAUCUGUCUGACCUCUGUUGGUCGCGUGCGUCAAAGACCAAGUUUAAAAUCAACUCCGCAGAGGUGCAGCAGUACUUUCCAGCCGAUCAUGUGAUGGCCGUUUUUUUUGAUUUUUUGACCACGCUCUUUGGUGUGCGCAUUCAAGAUGCGACCGCUGAGCUCGAGCCGGAGACUCUGUGGGACCCACACGUGCGUUACUUUCAAGUGGCCGACGCCGACUCGAACAAGCCGAUAGCCUCGUUCUUUCUGGACCUCUAUGCGCGCCCUGGCGCCAAGUCGCCCGGCGCUUGGAUGGACAACUGUGUGGACCGCAGUGCGCACCUGAAAACCGUGCCUGUCGCGCACAUGGUUUUGAAUCUGCAACCACCCAGUGGCGGCACCCCCACGUUGAUGUCACUUCGGGAUGUGGAAACGCUUUUCCACGAGUUUGGCCACGCACUCCAACACAUGCUGACCACGGUGGCCGGCAUCAACAACAUUGAGUGGGAUGUUGUGGAGCUUCCCAGUCAGUUCAUGGAGAACUGGGUGUAUCACAAGCCUCUCCUCCGCCGCCUGACGCGCCACCACGAGUCGGGCAAGCCCAUGCCCGAGUCCAUGAUCGAUUCCAUCGUUGCCGCCCGAACCUUCAUGUCGGGCAGUUUUACGGCCCGGCAAGUCUUCUUCUCGCUGCUCGAUUUGUCGUUGCACGUCAGCCCGCCGACCAGCGCCGAGGAAGCUGUGCAGCGUCAACAGAGCAUGAGCGAAGCCUUUUUGGCGCGGCCGCUACUACCAGAGGAUCGAUUUUUGCUGCAGUUUUUGCAUAUUUUCGGUGGUGGCUAUGCCGCGGGCUAUUGGAGCUACAAGUGGGCUGAAGUGUUGGCAGCCGAUGCAUUUGGCCGUUUCGAAGAGGAUGGGGCGCUCGCCGAAACAGCUGAGGGCGAGCGCAAGCUGGAAGCCAUUGGCCGGGAAUUCCGAGCCACCAUCCUGGCUCAAGGAGGCUCACAAAACCCGCUCCGCACGUUUGAGGACUUUCGCGGUCGCCCGGUCGAUUAUGCCGCCUUUUAUCGGCAGCUCAAUCUCGAUGCGACGCAGGGUCAAUAA